UAUAUCUGUGGCAAGUAGCAAGAGUUUUUUAAAGAGGUUAAUUUUCGGUUUUUCCAAGAGUGGUUUUUCUUAAUCCUAAAAGUUUACUGUUUGCAGGGGUUUACUGACUGCAACACUUUUUCCCUUUUUUUUGUUUUCACCUUUAUUACAGCCUGAUCUGGAAACAACUGUCCUGAUCAGUUCUUAUUUCACGAUGAACAACGAGCAGAGAUGUAUGGAGAAUGAAGAUAUAUUUGAAAAAUUAACUCGGGUUAUCAGGUCUUCGGAUAAUGAUCUAAAUGGAGGAAUAACUAAGCAGUUUUUGAACCUAAAGACCCUAACACAAGAAGUAGAUUUUAUAUUGGAAUUGCUCUCUAAGUAUAAUAUUUCACUGCAUUAUAUAAGAGAUUCUAAAAAUAACAAGAAAUCUUCUGAUUUAAGAAUUAGUGGAAAUAAGUUAUUUUCAGUGAAAAAAGAUGAGGAUGCCCUAAAAAUGUACACUUACAGCAUUGCCUUUGCGGAAGACAAAUCAGAAUAUUUAGGGUUAGCAUAUGCAAAUAGAUCGGCAGUAUUGUUCAGAUUAGGAUUUUUCGAAGAAUGUUUGAAAGAUAUUGAAAGAGCUCUAGAAAAUAACUAUCCAAUUACGUUAAAGCAAAAAAUCAAUGAGAGGAAAGAGAAAGCUCUGUGUUUGAAGUCCAAACAAAAAUCCUUGAAGUAUUACCAGAACAUACCUUCUAUUGACGUUAAUGAAAAGAAUCCUCUUAUAGAGUGUGCAUCAAAUUCUGUUGAACUGAGGAAUGACCCAAAGCAGGGAAGAUUUAUAGUAGCAACAAAAGAUAUCCAAAUAGGGGAAAUAAUUGCAGUAGAACAUCCGACAUUUACUGUUUUAACUGAUGCUAGGUGGUGUCACUGUUAUCACUGCUUAACUUUGUGUUAUAAUCUUUUACCUUGUAAAACUUGCACAAAAGCCCUUUUUUGUAGUUCAAACUGUCGAGUAAAGUCUAAUUAUUAUCAUAAAUAUGAAUGUCCUGUUUUAGCUACAAUAGAAAGUUUGGGUUAUAAUCAAUGUCGGUUUCUACCAUUACGUGUAGCCAUUUCCAUGAAAGAGCAUUUUGCAACGUUGGAAGAAUUAGAACUUGAAAAACUUGAUAGUGUAUACAAAUCUGGGAGGUAUAAAGAAUUGCAUCAUCUAGUUACGAACCAGCAACAUCGUACACCAUCAGAUAUUUUUGAAAGAGUUACAUGUACCGCUUUGUUCUUCAAAUUACUCAAGGAGCAUACUGAUUUCUUUGAAAGUGAUGAUGAUGCUAAACUUAUUUUUGACUCUUUACUAUUUCAACAUCUUCAAACAAUGGCCUGUAACUUUCAUGAUAUAAAUGAAUUAAGUCUCAAUUCAGAUGGUAUAUAUGAAUCAACUCAGUUAGGGGCUGGUGCUUAUAAUUUUUUGAGCCUUUUCAACCACUCAUGCAACCCCAAUGUUUGUAGAACAAGUUAUGGCACUACCGAAGUUGUUUCAGCAGUCAGAACUAUCAGGAAAGGAGAACAGCUGUUCGACAACUAUGGUUUUCAUUAUGGUAUUCAUCCCAAAUCGAUGCGGCAGGCUUCCCUUAAGAAACAAUACCAUUUUGACUGCAAUUGUCAGGCGUGUAGCAAUAACUGGGCCACAGUCCAAGAUCUAAAACACAAAGAUGAACCUUUCCAUUUUGUGGAAUAUCAUGAGAGUCUGGCAAAUGCAGUUGUGGAGGUUGCUAAGAAAAUUCGACCCUCUGUUAUCAAAGCCUUACAAGAACUAGAAAAAAAUAUACCUUGCUUUGAGUUUUGUCAAGUGCAAGAAAUAUUGAAGCAAUGUGAUGGAAUAUUUGGAAAUGUGAGAAGGUGCCUGAAUUCGGAUUCUUUCACUUGAUUAUACAGAAGUAUUUUUUGUUUUUGAGUUAUUUAUGCUAAUUUUUUACCUUAUUAUACAUAAAUUUAUAGGUGCUAUGUAUAGAGAUAUAUAGAUGCUUGCUUAUUUUGAGUGCUUGAUAGUAUUUCAAUGUACUUAUCAUUGAGUAUUCUAGUUAAUACUCAAUGGUACAUGGUAUACUUGCUGCUAGAACAUUUGUAAGCAUAAAUAAAAAACUGCAAUAAAAAUGA
Molecule: messenger RNA, 2112 nt
Organism: Coccinella septempunctata (seven-spotted ladybird)
Lineage: Eukaryota; Metazoa; Arthropoda; Insecta; Coleoptera; Coccinellidae
Product: SET and MYND domain-containing protein 4-like
Exons: 3
Coding region: 194-1882 (562 amino acids)
Molecular function (GO): protein binding
Source: RefSeq, a predicted model, not a curated record